AUGGCCGUGGCAGCGAUGGCCGAGCGUGGCCGCCUACCGCACGCCGCGCCCGCGCCCGGCACGGAGGGGCUGCCGCGAGCUUUCCUCCAGAGCCUGCGCACCCUCUUCGAUAUCCUGGACGACCGGCAGCGCGGCUACGUGCACCUGCGCGAGAUCGAGUCCCGCUGGCAGGGAGCAGACGCACGCGAGCUGCCCUGCGGCGUCCUCGAGGGCCUGCGCCAGGUGGCCCCGGCCAAUGGUUACCUGACUUUCGAGCGCUUUGUGGCGGGCUUGCGCACCUCGCUGCUGAACGCCAACAGUGCCCGGAGGGAUCAGGCACGCGUCGCUCCCCGGUCUGGGGACCAGCCCUCGCUGCAGCAGCGUCUGAUGUUCGUACCGGCCGACGAGCCGCGGACUGUCCUGGAGAGGAAGCCUCUGCCCCCGAGUGCGCGCCCCGCGCCUGCUGGCCCCAGUGCCACCUCCCGGAACCUUGAGCUACUCUGUGUCCCCGCGGAGGCGGCGCCCUGUCCCAAGGAGCCCGAGCGGCCCCUGAGUAAGACCCUGGAGCGGAGCCCGAGCGCAGACGCGGGUGAGUUCUUCCAGUGUGACACCCUGCAGAGACAACCCAGCCUACUUCUCCACCCAGGCAGAGGAGGUGUGGGAGCACCCAGCACAAGUGCUGAAGAAGGCGCAGCAUCCUGCAAGACCCUGGACGUAGGCACAGGUGAAGCUCGGCAGGCUCCACGGACUCGAGGCGAACGGCGAAGGCAUACCAUCACCAACGGUGUGGACUGUGGCCUGUUGAAGCAGAUGAAGGAGCUAGAACAGGAACAGGAGGUGCUGCUGCAGGGCUUGGAGAUGAUGGCUCGCGGCCGAGAGUGGUACCAGCAGCAGCUGCAGCGUGUGCAGGAGCGUCAGCGCCGCCUGAGCCAGAGCCGAGCCAGCGCUGACUUUGGGACUGCAGGGAGUCCCCUCCCUCUGGGGAGGUUGCUGCCCAAAGUACAGGAGGUGGCCCGGUGCCUGGGGGAGCUGUUGACUGCAGCCUGUUCUGGCAGAGCUCUGCCCUCGUCUUCUUUGGGGCCCCUGGGCCCUUCCUCUCCCUCAGCGCCAGUCUGGCAGCAGCAGACCAUCCUCAUGCUGAAAGAGCAGAACCGGCUUCUCACUCAGGAGGUGACCGAUAAGAGCGAGCGCAUCACUCAGCUGGAGCAGGAGAAGUCUGCGCUCAUCAAGCAGCUGUUUGAGGCCCGGGCUCUCAGCCAGCAGGAUGCUGGGCCUCUGGACUCCACUUUCAUCUAG
Molecule: messenger RNA, 1275 nt
Organism: Arvicola amphibius (Eurasian water vole)
Lineage: Eukaryota; Metazoa; Chordata; Mammalia; Rodentia; Cricetidae
Gene: Sapcd2
Product: suppressor APC domain containing 2
Exons: 7
Coding region: 1-1275 (424 amino acids)
Source: RefSeq, a predicted model, not a curated record